Messenger RNA from Cucumis melo (muskmelon), 882 nucleotides. RefSeq names its product MADS-box transcription factor 8-like. Gene Ontology annotation, biological process: positive regulation of transcription by RNA polymerase II. The coding region runs from base 107 to 676 and encodes 189 amino acids. The record is from RefSeq and is a predicted model, not a curated record. Lineage: Eukaryota; Viridiplantae; Streptophyta; Magnoliopsida; Cucurbitales; Cucurbitaceae. Gene Ontology annotation, molecular function: RNA polymerase II cis-regulatory region sequence-specific DNA binding; protein dimerization activity; DNA-binding transcription factor activity, RNA polymerase II-specific. The transcript has 5 exons.
UGAUUCGUUUUUUGGAUGGGAAAUAAAAGGGCGGAGAAGAGAAGAAAAGAGGAGGGGGAGAAAGAGGAAUUAGGGUUGACUCUCCAAACACACAUACGAGAGAAAAAUGGGACGCAAGAAGAUCGAGGUCAAGCUAAUCGAAGAUAGGUGUAAUCGCCAUGUCACUUUCUGCAAGAGAAGAUCUGGAUUGUUGAAGAAGGCCAGAGAGCUCUCUGUUCUUUGCGACGUUGAGGUUGGAAUCAUCCUCUUCACCAAUCGCGGCCGACUUUAUGAAUUUUGCAGCGGAAACAGCUUACUGAAUAUUAUUAUGCGCUACCAAAGCCACCUUCAGGGGAGAAAUGAAAGUCCAAUUGACAAUGACCUUCAAGGAAGAAGUGAAAGCCUAAUUGAUAGUGAUGCAAAGGAUCAUGUAUCUGAUGAGACAAUCUUGGAUGUAUCUGAUGAGACAAUCUUGGUUUCACUCAAAAAGCAACUACAAACUAUUCAAAGUCAGGUUGAAGAACCAAAUUUCAAGAAGCUCGAUAUAACUCAGAUGGUGCAAUUGGAGAAUCAACUUGAAGGCACACUUGACAAAAUCAAAUCUCAAAGAAUUGAGGCAAUGAUAGAAAAUGAUGACUGUUGGACAUACGACAUGGAAAUAGCUAUGGGCAUGAUCAACAGCCCGCCAUUUAAUUAGUGAAAUAUGCCACAAACUAUGGUUGUGGUUGUCCCACCAAAUAAAAUAAACCGAAGCUGCAUAACUCUAUGAAAUCUUAACACCUUCCUGACCUGCAGAAGCAAAUAUGCAUAAUAUGUAACAUAUGAGUACGACAGUUGUAGCAUUUCUCAAGUUGUAUGCUAAAUGAAACCAUGCAUCAAACACUUAAUCGAUGCUUCUACUAA